AUGUGUGACUCUAGCAACAUAAUCAUGUCUUAUCUCCGCAUCUCUGCUCCUUGGUCUGGUGGCCUUUAUGGAAAAUCUGCCCUUAAUUCCUUGUCGCGUGCCAUCGACCAAAAUCUCCUCCAUACCCGCUCCAGCCAACUCCUAACCGCGACCGACCAACUCCGUUUCCAGCCAAGCCCGAUCGAAAAUCUUCGCGCGCCAGAACCACCCUUGGGGAAGUGUCUCUCUCCACCAACCAUCGUGGCCCCCAUCCCUGAAUCCCUUCUCUCCAACGGCCACCCGGGCGGGCAAUGGGGAAUGCCUCCUCUGUCGGCCUACACUCCUUUUGAAUCUUUGCUCUUCUUCCAGUCUCUGGCGACCUCCGAUGUGCGCCCGGCCAGUUUUGCGUCCAUCUCGAGCAUCCUCAGCAACAAUCAACUAGUUCGCGACAAUGCCGAUUUCAGCGCCGAUCGACUGAGCCCCGAGGCUUUGGAGGACUUGUAUGCAACAUUAUUGCGGGACGGGUAUGAUCGGGAUGCGAAUCAAGGUCCCAAUGGUCUCCCCCACGACAGUCCCAGUAAUUCAAAGAAGCGCAAGAUCUCUAGUCCACGUCCAGAUGGAGGAUCAACUGGAGUCAGCCAUGCCGUCCGGGUACCGGAACUGGUGUCACACCUGUAUGCGCGAUACAGAGCUCUGGUGACGAAAGAGAUUAAGGAGGAUGAACGAAGGUACGAUUUGAUGAACGAGCAGUUGCAGCAGCUUCAACAGAAACCAGAGGCUCCGGUCACAGCAGAAGCGCCUUCUCCUGCUCUACCAGUGAAGAAACCCGAGCAAACUGAGCCGACAGAAGUGGGUGUCAAGGUCGAAACCCCGCGACGCAGCCAUCCCGGUCCAAUAUCAAUUCCACCAGCUGCGAUGCUACCAGUGAAACCAACGGAGAUAUCGACGACCAAACCACCCGUAUCUACACAGACUACGAAAGAAGCACAACCGACACCUAUUCAACCCGCCGGGCAACCGCCAGUGCCAGUGUCGCAACCACAACCGCCAUCACUGGUUGGCCAGACUGCUCCUGCGUUACAGGCACCGGCUCCACCUCCACUCGCUCCUCGAGUGCCAGUAGCUCCGGCGACCCCUUCUACUGCGUCUCGACCUACACAUCCAUCCCAGGUUGCACCACGCCCCAUCCCCGCAAUUUCUCCAGCUGUGGGGAAGCCAGGUGCUCCGGCGGUCACCCCGGCUCCUAAGCCAACCUUCCAGCAGUGGCAGCUUGAUGCGCCACCUCAUUCUCCAUAUUCCGCUGUUUCCCCCAGUACUACUACCCCUCAGGUCAGCGCCACAGCUGCCAAACACCCCCUACCACCUCCCGCUCAAAUCCCCCAAUCUCAACAUAAACCCUCUAUCCCCUCUACACUCCCCAGUACCCCCGCCCCAGCCCCAUCUACAGUGCAAACGCCUGUCCCUAUUGGUCGUCCGCGUCUGUCACAAACACCUAGUGUUGUCAUCUCCUCAUUCUCUGAAUCACGAAGUUCACGGCCCCGCCUUUCCAUUGAUACACCGGGUUCUUCAACGCCAUGGAAGCGAACUCCCCGGCUCAGUAUUCCAGAGUCUCCAGCAUCGCCACCUCGGCCUUUGCCCGAGGAUGUUAGUCCAAUCAGUGAGAGAGCCCCUUCUCCUGAUGCUAUGAAUAUCUCACCUCCCCGGGAGAAAAAGACUACCCGACGAGGACAGACUGCACCAGAUACCAAGCCUCCAGCAAAUAUCAAAAUCGAAAAAUCUACCACAAGUCGCCGGAAGCGUGCAGAAAGCUCCGCCUCGACACGAAGUCAAGCCAGAUCAGCAGCAUCAGCUUCUCGCGACACAUCUCCAGCCCAUGCUGAUGAUAGCCGCACGUCAAGGCGUCCGAAGGGUGCGGCGUCUAGUCCUGAUGACCAAACUCCUAAGAACCGCUCAAAGCGUAAGCGAGGGCCUAGUGAAUCAGCAGAACAGGAGUCCGUUGCCCCAGAGGCCCCGAAAUUCGAUAAUUCUCGCUACGUCAUGUGUGCCCGUGGUUUCCAUCGGACAGCGGCGCCCAUCUUGAACGAUGUGACUACACAUAAGCUAGCUUCUAUUUUCGCCAAGCCUCUGGGUGAGCGUGAUGCUCCAGGCUACCAUGACUUGAUCUAUCGCCCCCAGGACCUGAAGUCGAUUAAGUCUGCCGUCCAUCAAGGUAGCAAGGCUGUGGCCAGUGCGACAGAAGCGGUCAGCACUCCUGCAGCCGAUGGUGAAUCUCCAGCACCUGGUGUUGGAGCUUCAUCUAAGAACAAUGCUCUCAUGCUGCCCAAAACGGAAGACCUUGGUAUUGUGAACUCGUCUCAACUAGAGAAAGAGUUCAUUCGCAUGUUUGCCAAUGCGAUAAUGUUCAACCCUGUUCCUGAGCGUGACUUUGGUCCUCAUUUCCCGAUGAUCAAUGAUCGUGGUUCUCGCGAGAGCACCCAGUCUGCUGACGGUGAUGAGGGUGGUAUCAUUCAGGACUCGCGGGAGAUGUUCGAAGAUGUCGAACAGGCAGUUAACCGAUGGCGUGCUGCUGAGCGAGCUUCUGAACGAGCCUCUGAUGAGUUGGCGAAUAAGAAUAUCCUCUCCCUUCGUCGGGGUAGUGCCAGUGAUUUCAAUGCUGAUAGCACCGACGACGCUAAGGGAUGA
Penicillium malachiteum is the source of this 2661-nucleotide messenger RNA. RefSeq lists its product as uncharacterized. Lineage: Eukaryota; Fungi; Ascomycota; Eurotiomycetes; Eurotiales; Aspergillaceae. Gene Ontology annotation, cellular component: NuA4 histone acetyltransferase complex. The transcript is spliced from 3 exons. Bases 1 to 2661 code for a protein of 886 amino acids. The record is from RefSeq and is a predicted model, not a curated record. Gene Ontology annotation, molecular function: protein binding.